AUGUCAAAUCUUCUGGUCGUCAUCUCAACAUGGCAGGCAACGCGCGCCGACCGAGCAGUGACUGCAUUGAAUAGCAGAAAAUCCCUUAUAGCCGUGUUGUUCCUGGAUGGUAUUGUCCACUUUGCGCUGGUAUUCGGGCUCAAUGCAGCCGACGUUGUGGUCACACUACUCAUGGGGGAACACUUCGACAUGUCCGACGCUGUGGAACUGAUCAGUACCGUGGUGCUAUGUCACUUCUUCCUCAAUCUCCGCCGUUUAUCCAGCAGCCCCGACAUCAAUGACAGCAGUAUGCCAUCCCCCGGAAGCUCGUCCUUAAACUUCGCAUCAAGGGUCAUCGGCAACUUGGGCGAGAUGCUCGAGGAUUCCCCUGGAGCCUUCGAAGACGACCUGGAUUGUGAGCCAGAUGCGUACCUUGACGCGAGAGAGGCGCACUCUGCAAACGAUGGCCACGACGGGGCAAAUUCUCCCUCAGAUGCUCAAGCGGCCACUGCGGCAAUUUGCAGGCGAGAAAUGUAUGAGGGGAGCACUGCAAAUCGCCAGGCACUUGCAGCUCCCGAUCAGGGAUUCAACCGGCGCACGGUAGACACUGUUUAG
This is a messenger RNA of Postia placenta MAD-698-R-SB12, 594 nucleotides long. RefSeq lists its product as hypothetical. The transcript has 5 exons. Lineage: Eukaryota; Fungi; Basidiomycota; Agaricomycetes; Polyporales; Adustoporiaceae. The record is from RefSeq and is a predicted model, not a curated record. The coding region runs from base 1 to 594 and encodes 197 amino acids.